GAUAGGGAUACAAUAAUUUGCAAAUGGUUGAUACAUUUUGAAGCUUUCUAAGUUCCAAAAAUACACAACACAAUAUUGCUAUAAUUGAAACUUGCUGUGGAUAGGAACACAUCAGAACAAAGGUAAACAACCAUACAUAAAUUAUAUAAUAUUCACCUUUAACUAAUCAAAAUGAGUGAUGAAUUGCAAAACUACCAACUCCAACUGCAACAAGUCGAGGCAGCCUUGCUGACAGACCCGGAUAACCAAGAGCUUCUGAAGCUGAAGAUCGAUCUGAACGAGGUAAUAGAUUUGACAUUAGACUUAAAGAAUAAAGCCGAAGAGGCUGCCAAUCAGCCGGAAUACACAGAACCAGUUGGUGUAGCAGAGGACGAUGAGAUAACGAAAAGCCUUCUAGCCGUAGAACAGUUUGUUGCCAAAAACAAAACGAAAAAGAGAUGGAGGAUUGGCGACAUCUGCAUGGCAAAGUGGAACGAUAACGGCCAGUACUACGAAGCCAGAAUAGACGCCAUAAAUCCAGACGGACAGGUAAAUGUUACAUUUGAAGCUUAUAAAAACAGGGGCGUCACUACUUUAGCCGAACUCCGUGAAUUCACAGGUCAGAAACGAGUUCUGUCCGAGGCAGAAAAGUUGAAAAAGGCAAAAUUACACAAUAAAGAGUACUUGAAGAAGAAGAAACAGAAAAAGCAGCAGCGGUUUAAGGAACUCGAGGAGGAGCGCGAGUGCGAGAAGAAAAAGUGGUUGGCGUUUGCCAACAAAGCGAUUAAAAAUAGAAAGACAGGACUUAAAAAUAAAAGUAUCUUUGCUUCGCCAGAUUCCGUGAACGGUAGAGUCGGCAUCGGUACUUGCGGAAUCAGCGGGAAGCCGAUGACGGAAUUUACCACCGCAGAAAAGUGGAGAAAAGGUGUGUAAACGGACAAAAUCAAAUUUUGUAUAGUGCAAAUUUUAAACCGGUGUAUCAGAACUUAACAUUCUUUUGUAUAAAAAUAACUUAGUUGAUAGCUUUCACCGUAAUCUAUUUAAGAUGAAUUGUAACUUAAAUCAAUACAUUCUCGUGAACUGAA
Molecule: messenger RNA, 1064 nt
Organism: Anoplophora glabripennis (Asian longhorned beetle)
Lineage: Eukaryota; Metazoa; Arthropoda; Insecta; Coleoptera; Cerambycidae
Gene: Spf30
Product: survival of motor neuron-related-splicing factor 30
Exons: 1
Coding region: 172-912 (246 amino acids)
Biological process (GO): regulation of alternative mRNA splicing, via spliceosome; mRNA processing
Cellular component (GO): precatalytic spliceosome; nucleus; cytoplasm
Molecular function (GO): RNA binding
Source: RefSeq, a predicted model, not a curated record